Eurytemora carolleeae is the source of this 679-nucleotide messenger RNA. RefSeq lists its product as uncharacterized. The record is from RefSeq and is a predicted model, not a curated record. The transcript is spliced from 6 exons. Bases 97 to 636 code for a protein of 179 amino acids. Lineage: Eukaryota; Metazoa; Arthropoda; Copepoda; Calanoida; Temoridae.
UAUCGAUCAUCUCUCUCCUAUUAUAAGUAUGAAUGUUUUAUAUCUUAUAGAAAAAAAUGUUCAGACAGUAAGCAAUGCUUCUAUUAAGAUUUGAAUAUGUGCAGCCAUCCAUCACAUUGCAAAGAGCAUAGUCGGUUAAAGGGUUGUAAUGGAAAUGUAAAUAUGGAUCGUGGAUCCGGCUCCGUAUCUGAUUCCCAGGAAGGAUUUCUUGAAUCAGAUUACUAUGAAGGCCCCCUUCCAACCUACUGGGAUUGUUUCUCUACCUUCUGCCAGCAAACUAUUCUGCAUGGUUGGCAUUAUCUCACAGAUCAGGCGCCACAAUCCAGUCAAUCCAGUUCAGGACGCAGCAGCUCUACAUCACAUUCUGCACGAGAGAAUGUUACAGUUUUUCAAUCGAACUGUUCUCAUAAUCACAGGCUCAAAAAAAAUGGUAAUACUCACAGUCUAAAUCAAAACGGAAAUUUUCCCUCCCUGCACAACAACUACACUGCAGGAAAUGGUCAAAAUUGUGAUAGUAGCUUUGAGCUAAGUGAUAACUGUACUGUGACAAGUGAUAUAGCUGUAAAGAAGUGUAGUGCGUGGAGAUCUUCUACUCGGAAUAGAUCCUUUAGGAAGAUUUGGCUUUUUAAUACUUAAAAGGGACUGAAUGCGUAAUUUCAAGUGACCUUCCAUAAGUAUA